This is a messenger RNA of Daphnia pulicaria, 3021 nucleotides long. RefSeq lists its product as uncharacterized. Bases 1673 to 2992 code for a protein of 439 amino acids. NCBI's taxonomy places the organism in Eukaryota, Metazoa, Arthropoda, Branchiopoda, Diplostraca, Daphniidae. The transcript is spliced from 9 exons. The record is from RefSeq and is a predicted model, not a curated record.
GUGAGGUCUUGACACUCGUUAUAUUUGGAUUUGUUUGCGAUGCGCCGGCAAGGGCUUUCAUUGCUUACACAAAAACACACAGCGGUUAUUUCAGUUGCUCAAAGUGUACAGAGGAAGGGGAUUUUGAAGGUAGAAUCGUAUUUUUGAACGAGAAAGCCCCAUUGCGUACCGAUGCAACUUUCCGAAGUCAACGACAAGACGAGCAUCACACAGGUCGGUCAAUUUUAGAGCAGUUGCCAAUUGAUAUGGUGGCCACCUUUCCCCUAGAUUACAUGCACCUUUGCUGUUUGGGGGUCAUGCGUAAAUUGUUGUGGCAAUGGAUAAAAGGUCCUCUUUCGUGUAGAUUAAGCCAAACUCAGAAAAACACAAUCUCGAGCUUUUUAAUUUUUUUGGCAAGUUACAUUCCUUCAGAAUUCAGUCGUAAAUCGCGGUCGUUAGCGGAAUUAGCAAGGUGGAAAGCCACCGAACUAAGAGAAUUUUUAUUGUAUACUGGUCCGAUUGUAUUGAAAAAUGUGCUACCAAAACGCCUUUACGAACAUUUCCUUCUUUUUCAUGUUGCGGUCAAACUUUUGGUAGCACAACAUUUCUGCAAAGAGUUUAACGACUACGCCAAACAGUUGCUUGUGCUGUUCGUGACGGAGGCAAAAGAAAUUUACGGCAAAGAAUUUCUCAGCUACAACGUUCAUAAUUUAAUUCACUUGGCAGACGAUGUACGUCACUUUGGCAAUCUUGAUUCUUUCAGCGCUUUUGCUUUCGAAAAUUAUCUGCAGGACAUUAAACAUCUUUUGCGAAAACAUAAUCAACCCUUAGCCCAAGUUAUCCGAAGACUUGAUGAGAUCCAGUUAAAUCUAGUACCACGGAUAAAUUGUGCUGUCUCACCUUUCGUAUUGAAAAAGAAACACACUCAAGGGCCGAUGAUAAAUGGCUGUCGUGGCGUUCAGUUCAAGUUUCUCCAAUGUCACUCAUGGACUUUUCGUACAGAUAACGACGCAGAUUGUUGCGCAAUUCUUCAGGACCAAACGAUUGUAAAAAUUGCCAAUUUAUUGAAGAGUGAAGAAGGAAUUUUCUUGGUCGGGCAUAGUUUUCUUCACAAAACUAGCCACUACUCUUCCCCCUUACCAUCUUCCAGACUCGGAAUAGUUUGUGCAAGACGACUUUCUCAAUUACAACGUUGGCCUAUAAAGUCCUUGAAAUGCAAAGCAAUGCUGCUGCCAACAGCAGUUCAUAGUCUUUAUGACUUCGCUGUUUUUCCAUUACAUAUGCAAAGCAACGCAUAGCUUCAAUCUUGCAAGUCGAUGUAACUGAAGAUUCCAUUAUUAACAUCUCUCGGCUCUUGAAAGGUUAUUUACGGAUGUUUACAGUUAAUUGGCUUGCAAAAAGAGUAUCUAAUUUUUUUUUUCAGGAUUUCCAAAUUUUUUUCCAUUAAAAGAAAUGCAGCGAUUAUUUUUUUAUUUCCUCUACGAUGUUUCCCAUUCUCGAUUCUUCUUCAAGGGUGGUCUUUUAAGAAAUCUGACAACUCCAUUUUGUAGCGUCUGUCUUCUGCUCUGUCGUCUCACCAAGCGUCGUGUCUCGUGUGUCUUGUCUCGUGUGUCUCGUCUCGUGUGUCUCGUCUCGUGUGUCUCGUCUCGUGUGUCCUGGAAUUUAUUUGCUUUCAAUAAAGGGAUAUUAACAUAUGCCAGAACGGGGUGAAAUGUUUCUUAUAGUGGAGUAUAUCAUAGGUGAACAUGAGACCGAAGUAGAAGUUGUCCCCAGUUCAUGGUACUCAUCAGGUCAGUGUUGGUGGCCUCCAGGUGCAUUUGCUCGUUCAACAUUGGAAAAAAAAGUAGCGAAGUCAGUGGAUUGUGAUAAAGCUACAUGGGACUGUUAUGAUGCUCGCCUCAUUGCUACUUUCAAAACGUAUGCAGAAGCCAAGGCUAAGUUGCCUCUUGCUAUUGCCGGAGAAUCAGUUGCUCCCAGCUCGACUGACGUUGAUGGACAUAAAAAAGGAAAAGGAAAGCGAGAAAAACAGAAAACAAGAAGGUAUCUAAGUGAAGAUACGAGUGAAUCUAGCGACGACGGAAAUAGAAAGAACAAGGAGAACUCGUCAAGAAAGAAGAAGAAACGUAGUCCAGCAAGACCUUCCCAGAAUGCUUCGGUAUCAGCAAAUUUAUCAGACACACAUAUGACAUUGCCACCUGUUCCGAACGGUCUCAACAUCAACACGUUUUUUUCUUCUCAAUCUUCAAAUGAAGUUAGCCACACCAGGCCAAGAAUUGAAUCUACUGAGAACGAAAGAUCCAAUUCCUUUGACGACAGGAAUGGUGUUACGGAUGAGAUUAUGUCCUCUCCUGUUAUACCACGACAGCAGCUAGCCGUAGCUAGAAAAUCAACUCCAUCACCAUCAGCUACCAUAGCUAGGAAAUCAACUCCAUCACCAUCAGCUCCCACCAACCCGGAAGUGGAUGCAAGAAAAAUAGGUGUUAUCUUGCAACGGGUGGAGGCGUUAGCUAGAGGCAUUGAAGUUGUGAAGGCUAAUCAGCGGGAGGUGCUAGACCUACUGACGUUGCUGUUGAAAAACAGUGCUCCACCCCAACCGGAUUUACCUUCCAUUACGGAAUUGUUUCAGCUGCCUAUGAAGACUAUACAGGAUGCGAGGAACUUGACAAAGCUACUGAAAGUUCAACAUAAUGCAUCUAAAAUGAAGACGUUCGUCAUUGGGAUAGGAGGGACUACGAAUUCCAUGGUUGGAAGGGUCAUGAAGUCAAUCAUGACCUACCGGUGUGGCAGUUGUUUCUGUUAUCUAGGCCUGAAUGAAGAUAAAGUGGCUUUCAAGUCAACCACUAUUUGCGAGAUUGUAAUUGAUGGAGUUCGUGAAGCACACAAUUCUUUGACAAGAGAUGCAGUUGAAGCGAAGAUAAAGAACUGGCUACGUCACUGCCCAAGAUAUGCGUCGAAACAAACUGACGAUGGAAGCCAGAGUGGAGAAGACGAGGAACAAGAAGAAACCUCCUAAACUAAAGACUAAUUUUUCAUUGUCUCUGC